Perca fluviatilis (European perch) is the source of this 2434-nucleotide messenger RNA. RefSeq names its product FAST kinase domain-containing protein 3, mitochondrial-like. Lineage: Eukaryota; Metazoa; Chordata; Actinopteri; Perciformes; Percidae. Bases 747 to 1706 code for a protein of 319 amino acids. The record is from RefSeq and is a predicted model, not a curated record. Gene Ontology annotation, biological process: mitochondrial RNA processing; regulation of mitochondrial mRNA stability. Gene Ontology annotation, cellular component: mitochondrial matrix; ribonucleoprotein granule. Gene Ontology annotation, molecular function: RNA binding. The transcript is spliced from 6 exons.
CCACAGAGUGGCAGCACAUGUAAACACAUGUAAUCUUACACAACCCAUUACCCAUUACGGAAGGUGAGUCGUCUAUAAUCUGAAAGACAGGGUGAAGUUGUUUAGCACAGAUAUUUUAUUUAAGUUUCAUUCUAAGUGUAGCCUAAAACCAUGUAAAUUGCAUUCUUUGAAGUUGACAUCUUGUGUAGCUGCUUUCUUGCAAUCUGUUGACUUUACAAAGUGAAGCACUGUUUGUGAAAGCAUGGAGAUGCACUGACAGUGACAGAAAGGGGGCUGUUACAUCACUGAGACCACAAUGAAGUCCAUCGCCUGUUUCUCAUCGUCUGUCAGAGCGGCGUGUGAGCACACCUCUGCUUGUUCUCUUCUAAAUCGGGGUCUAAAUCUUUGCAGCCCAGCGGGCAGAUGCUCUAAUGUGGAUUUCGCCGGCAAAAAUGUAGUUGCGCAACAACCGCGCGUAACCGGUGUGCGUACUUUCCAUAAUAUGCACGUAAACGCAUCAGUGGCCCAUCCGGUGAGUGCUGCCCCUCUCCCCACCCCGGUCACCAUAACAGCGAAUACAGAGGAUGACCUGACCGUGUGCCGGUUUGGCAGACGCAUGCAACCUAAAACAGCUGUAAGAUUAGCUCCUCACCUGUCACCGUACACCAAACCACAGAGCAACAGGGCUGCACUAGUCAACAUCCAGUCUCUGACUGAAGGGGAGGUGAUCUCUGAGCUGUGCUCCAGGCUGGCAGGCUUCCCCAGCAAUGGCAGGGCAGAGGGACUGGCCACUUUACUCGGAGCAUGUGUUGAGUUUGGCCUGGAGGCCCACAGCCCCUCUAGUCCUCAGGCUGAUAAAUGAGUGUCUGGAGCUCUUCUGCAACAGGGACAUUGGGGUGGCACAGCUGUGCCACCUGGGCGAGGUGGCACACACCCUGGAAGGCCGCCAGUCAGCCACGGCGACAGAGGUGCUGGACUCUGUAGGGGAUGCUGUAGAAGAGGAUGGUGUCUCUCCCAGCGAGGCUGCCAGAGUCUACUCCCUGCUGGCUUUGUGUCACGAUCCUGCCAGCCAGCGGCCGAAACUCGUGCUGCAAACUUUGCACGGACACGCGCAGAGGCUGGUCCAUCGGCUAAAAGCCAGUCAAGUCAGCGAUAUACUGCAGUGCCUGGUAAAGUUACAGCAGAGACAGGCCAUUUCCCUGGUGCUGACGCUGAGUCACAGAGCAUCUCGGGUCUUCAAAGCUUUUAGUGAUGAUGAAGUUAUUAUGGUGCUCUCUGCACUGAUGAUCCUGGGACAGCAUGAUGAGCAGCUCCUGGCUGCUAUGGAGAAACACUUACCAGGGAGGCUGGGAAAGUGUGAUCCCGAGGUGAUCAGCACCGUCAUGGACUACUGUCUGCAAAUGAGGUGCCGCUCUGAGCCAGUCUUUGAGGCUGUGGCUGAGAACUUCGUAUGCCAUGCUGAAAGGCACACCACCCUUCAGAUAGCCAAACAGAUUGUUGCCAUGGGGAGACUCAACUAUCUGCCACAGUUCCAGCCUCACUCCCUGAUAGAGGUGUUGCACGCCUGUAUCCACCUAGAACGCUUCCCAAUGAACUACAUGUCCAAAGUCUUCCGCCUGUACUUCCUACAGAGGCUGCAAGCACAGGGGGAGCCAUUGGACAAGAAUGCACUGGGACAGCUGACUCAGCUCCACCUCAUUAGAGUGCACUUACUACUGGGGUCCUAGACUGCCCUUCUUCCUCCAUGUGAAGAAGUUUUCCUCUGCGGACCAGGCCUUUGAGACACCUACGGAGAGUCUCCUCUACAAACAGGUCAAAGGGCCACUCGCAGAGCUGCUGGGGGCAAAGUUUUACUCCACCAGAAUCUUUAGUCACUGUGGAUACACAAUAGGUAAGCAAUAACUAUAGGGAUAUACACUAUAAAAAAUAAAAUGCACAACGAGAUCUCUGCUGCUUUUCUCUUCCAGAUCCCUUACUUUGAAUUUGAGAAGCUGAUAACUGAGGAGCAACAGGUCCAAUAUCUUCACAACAAGAUCUUUCCCACCAUCUUCAAGUUCAAUCACUGAUCUUAGUCGCCCAACCGAAUAUUCUUCUGUGACUUUUAUUGGUUGAUCCGGUUAUGUUGCUGUACAAAUCAAGCAAUCUUCCGACGAGCUGCAUGGAAAUUCAGCUGAGCACACUAUGUAUACACUAUAUGAAGAAGAUACAAGGCGUGGCAGAAAAUGUAAAUACUUUUUGUCUGUGAUAUUCAGAUUCAGCACAUACAUAUCCUAAUGGGAGGAUACUUAUGUCCGGAAAUAAGGCAGAAUAAAACUUUCAGCAGGCAUAUAAGUGCCAAGUAACAUAGGCAUAAUUUAACUGAAGGUACUGUAAAAUAAAUUAAAAUAUUUUUGUUUGUUCCCAUGUUCACUUUUUUUUUUUUUGUCAUUUUAUGAAACAACCUGCCUUGUUUUGA